AUGAGGAAGCUGAGCGUGAUUAACGAGACGGUGAGUAGAGUGUUCCACUUAGCGGAGGCGAACAAAAGGAAGCUGUCAUCGUUAGUAAUAAGCUCUUUACCAUCUACCUUGGCAAACAAACGUAGCGUGUGCCAUGUGGGGAACAGAAGGAACUUCGCACAAAGUCCCUUCCUCUGUAAUGGAGGGAACAAAACAGACUUUUCAAACAAAUCAAGUGUCGUUUUAAUGUUAGCCCUUUUUUGUGCACCAAGUUUAUUAUACGCUAAGAGGAAUCACAUGAACGGAGGGGAUAAUUUAACAACCAGUUGUGAGGGACUCGAAAAAGUACACUUAGCAAAAAAAGACGAACUGAAAAAUGGAGAAAUGAAAGAAAUAAAAGUUCGUGGAGAGAAGGAUACCGUUUUGUUAGUCCACGUGGAUGGUAAGUAUUAUUGUUUGGGUCCGAAGUGUCCACAUUAUAGUGCGCCAUUGAAGACAGGAAUGUUAACGAAGGAUUAUGUGACUUGCCCAUGGCACGACGCCAAGUUCGAUUUGAAAACAGGAGAGUGUAUUAACGGUCCUUCCUUCGAUGACAUCCCAAGGUAUGAGGUAGCUGUGGAGGGAAAUGAUAUUUAUGCCUUCUUACCGAAGGAGAUGGAAUUAUUUAAGAAAAAAAAAGUAUGCCCAUGUUCAGGCAAAUGUGAGAAUAAGACGAUACUUAUAGUGGGUGGGGGAGCGGCAACCAUGGGGGCAUUGGAGACGUUUCUAAAGAUGGGUUACACGGGAAAGUUAGUCAUUUGCAGUAAGGAUGCCUAUAAGCCGUAUGACCGCCCCACGUUGUCAAAGACAAUUUCUAAAUACGACUCAGCGGAAGAGCUGUAUGAGGGGAUUAAACUGAAGGAGGAUGAGUACUACAAGCGGGACAACAUCAACUACCUGCAUGAUGUGUCUGUCGAGAGGGUGGACGUGGAGGGGAAAAAGGCGCACCUCAGCAAUGGGCAGGUGAUUCAGUAUGACAAACUGUUGGUGACCACGGGAGUGCGUCCCUCUCCGUCACCCCUAGGGGGAAGCAACGCAAAUGACAGUGGAAGUGGUAACGGAAGUGACGUCCCCGUAAAGGCAGACAACCUGAUGACGCUGCAGAGUUUGCAGGAUCACGUGAAGAUAGCGUCAUACGCAAAGGAGGGCAGCAAGUGUGCCAUUAUUGGAUCCUCCUUCAUCGGUUGCGAAUUGUCUUCCGCUUUGAAAAAAAAAAACGUAAGCAUAACGAUGGUGUCUAAGGAUACGGUCCCCUUCCAUUCCACCUUUGGAGACAAAAUCGGAUCAGUCGUUUUAGACAUUUUAAAGGACCAAAAGGUUACUUUCUAUGGGGGUGUCCACCCAACAGAAUACAUCAUCGACGGGGGAGGAGUAGGAGGAGGGUUUUUAAAGAAAGUGAAGUCUAUUCAUGGGGUGAGGUUAAGCAAUGGGGAGGUGAUCAAGUGUGACUACGUGGUGGAGGCGUUGGGUUGUUUGCCCAACUCGGAGUUCCUUCAGGACAAAUUUAAAAAUGAAAAAAAGCAAGUUGUUGUGGAUAAGCAUUUUCAAGUGAAGGGUUCUUCAGACGUAUAUGCAGCAGGGGAUGUAUGCUCCUUUCCUUAUUUCGUCACCGGGGAAAUGAUUAAUGUGUGUCACUGGAACGUGGCCAUACAGCAGGGACGAAUCGCCGCACAUAACAUGCUCAGUAACGACAAAAAGGAGUUUACUUUUAUUCCCUUUUUUAAUACAAAUAUUUUUGGAAAGAAUUUUCGCUAUUGUGGAUUUGUCAAGGAAGCUGAGAAGGUCAUAUACGAGGGGGACUUACGCAAGCACAACUUCGUGGCUUACUUUGUUAAGAACGACAAGGUGGCUUCCAUCCUCACGUUGGGUAAUGCGAAAAUGGCUGCCCUGAAUGAGUGCCUCUCGAAGGACAAGGUUCCCAAGGUGUACGAGUUGGAGGGCGGCCUCCAGAACAGUGACAGCAUGAUCGCCUCGAUGAGGGGAAGCGCCUGA
Plasmodium coatneyi is the source of this 2010-nucleotide messenger RNA. Its product is annotated as Ferrodoxin reductase-like protein. Gene Ontology annotation, cellular component: cytoplasm. The coding region runs from base 1 to 2010 and encodes 669 amino acids. The record is from RefSeq and is a predicted model, not a curated record. The transcript has a single exon. Lineage: Eukaryota; Apicomplexa; Aconoidasida; Haemosporida; Plasmodiidae. Gene Ontology annotation, molecular function: oxidoreductase activity, acting on NAD(P)H; 2 iron, 2 sulfur cluster binding; flavin adenine dinucleotide binding.